CAAAAUGGUCGGAAUUCUUCGAAUUUUGGUUCUUUUAGCAACAUUUUUGGAAUUUUCCUUCUCCUGGGACCUCCGAUCCUUGAAUAUCACUCAUUUUUCCGUAAUUCACGUCUCAAUUUACUGCAAUCGUGCCUUUUUAUCGAUCGAAAGUCGCAAGCAGAAAAAAAUUCCAACUCUAAUUGAAGCAUCAUGGCCUGAAAACAUUUUGAGUGUUCGUCCCAAGGUGUUUGCUGAAGACCCAACUUUGAGAUUUUUGCGUCCCGGAUUGGUUUGCGAUGAAAUAAUCAGCUCUCGUGUCACAGAUAUCGAUCGAAAGGGCAACUUGUGGGUGUUGGAUAAUGGCGGAAGUCAUUUCGGAAAACAAUGUUUGCCAAAGUUGUCCAUUCACAGUCUGAUUUUGCUGAAUGAAAGGAUACACGUUCAUGAAUUCCCGGAAUUUCAAUUUUUGAAGUUUACGUCGAUGGUAAUGGAUCCCGUGGUAGUUGACGAAUACGAUACUCGUGUAUUUUUUACGUUUCACGAGAGUGAUUUUAUUGUUCUUUAUUCAUUGAGGGAGCGAAAAUACGUUAAAGUUACUUUUGAAACUAACGACAUUUAUCUUCCUCGACAACCAUUUUUCACGGAAGCUGUUAUCGGUAGCAACGAUGUCAUGUAUCUCUUGGACAACGGACGACUUUUUUCCACUUACAUCACGUCAUUACGCUUCACUCCCAUCAAAUUCAUGGAAAAGCAACGCGGGAGAAAAUAUUCUCAUUCAACGGUUUCGAUUCGCGUUCCUUUAACGUACAACGGACCACUUCUGGGACGCGCUAAAGGUCUCGCUGUUCAUCCAAAAGGCAAAAUUUAUUACAUUUUACCACGAGAUGGCGCUAUCAUGUCAUGGCACCCAAAGAUGCCGCUUGCUGCGGAAUAUCACGAUGUUGUCUACUUGCAUGGGGGAAACAUGUCUCAAGUGAUUUUCGGUUGGAAAGGCAGUGUUUGGGCAGUUUCCAAAAAUUACCUUUACGAGCCAGGAAGAAAGUUCAAUCACGCAAUUAGAAUUAAAUACAAUUAAUAUUUAUUUUUUUUUAGAAGAAAACUUAAAUUAAAAGACCUGUCACAUGCAAUUCGGGCAGUGU
Culicoides brevitarsis is the source of this 1118-nucleotide messenger RNA. RefSeq lists its product as uncharacterized. Bases 5 to 1054 code for a protein of 349 amino acids. The record is from RefSeq and is a predicted model, not a curated record. The transcript has 4 exons. NCBI's taxonomy places the organism in Eukaryota, Metazoa, Arthropoda, Insecta, Diptera, Ceratopogonidae.